UAACAACUAGCAAGUCGAAAGUCACCAUCAUCAUAUCAUAUCAUUAUAAGAAGCGGUGAGGUGAGGAGGGAGGGACAGAGAGAGAGAGAGAGAUGGAGGCGGCCAAGCCCAAGGGAGUGGUGAAGCACAUCUUGCUAGCCAAGUUCAAAGAUGACAUCCCACCUGACCAGAUUGAUCAACUCAUCAAGGGCUACGCCAACCUUGUCCAUCACAUCGAGCCCAUGAAGUCUUUCCACUGGGGAAAGGACGUCAGCAUUGAGAACCUGCAUCAAGGUUUCACUCAUGUUUUCGAGUCAACUUUUGAGAGCGUGGAAGGCAUUGCGGAGUACGUUGCUCAUCCAGCCCAUGUUGAAUUUGCAAAUAUAUUUCUCCCCGUUUUGGAGAAAUUCCUUGUUGUUGACUACAAACCCGAACCAGUCCAGCUCUGAAGCAAGAGGGUGAUGGUGUCUAUAUGAAUAUGUUUUUAUGACUAUGGUAUGGCAAACUUAUUAUGUACCGUGAGGUUUUUAGGCAUGUUGUUUCUGAUGAAUAAGAAGUAUUGGGAAUGUUUGAUGAUUACCAAAAUCUUCAGAUCAUAACCAUCUGCAUAUGAAAAUAUGAACCGUUGUUUGAGGCUCUUCUAUGAUUCUCGAAAUUGCGAGGCAGGUGGGAAUUGAUUGGCACCACAUGCUUCUUUAUAAGUAA
Camellia sinensis is the source of this 684-nucleotide messenger RNA. Its product is annotated as stress-response A/B barrel domain-containing protein HS1. The record is from RefSeq and is a predicted model, not a curated record. Gene Ontology annotation, biological process: pollen tube adhesion. NCBI's taxonomy places the organism in Eukaryota, Viridiplantae, Streptophyta, Magnoliopsida, Ericales, Theaceae.